GUAUUGUUGUGCGGGUUGUGCAACUUGAGAAUAGGUACAGAGUAACUUAUUUAAUUGUUUAACUUAUAUUCCUUUUCCAUGUACAUGAUUUAAAGUGAAAUUGUUAGUAUUUCCUAUGUAAUAAACAGGAAACUCAAGCUGGACAAAAAGCCUUCCUUUCAAAAAUAUAGGUAACUGACUCUGCGACUGUCUACAAAAGAACGCAGACAAAAAUGGCCAACCUAUCAAAACAAAAUCGAAAUGUCAAUGGCUUUCAAUCAGCUGUCGAUUUUUUAUUGAGGAAUAGAAGAUAAAUUAUUUGUAUAUAAACCAAAAUGUGCAUUGUUAAAUGAAAGGAUGUUGCUAAGUGUAGUGGUGUUAUAAAAUCGGCACGGUGGUGUUAGUGUUCGGCGGGGGUGUGUGCGGUGGGCGAUGGCGGUGGUUGCGGUGUGAAGGUGGCGGGCGCGGCUCGGAGUCGCAGGCAUGCGGCGGCAUGGCGGGCGAGGCUGCGGGCACGUCGCGCGGCCUCCGCGUCUACAAGAUCGUGGUGCUGGGCGACGGCGGCGUCGGCAAGUCCGCGGUCACGCUGCAGUUUGUCAGCCACAGCUUCUUGGAUUACCAUGACCCUACCAUAGAGGACUCAUAUCAACAACAAGCCGUCAUAGAUGGGGAGCCUGCCUUGUUGGACAUAUUGGACACAGCAGGACAGGUGGAGUUCACGGCGAUGCGCGAGCAGUACAUGCGGUGCGGCGAGGGCUUCGUGCUGUGCUACUCGGUGACGGACCGGCGCUCGUUCCGCGCCGCCGCCGAGUACCGCCGGCUGCUGGCGCAGGCGCGGCCCGCCGAGCGCCUGCCGCUCGUGCUCGUCGGGAACAAGCUGGACCUAGCGCCACGGUUUAGACAGGUGACGACAGAGGAAGGCAAGGCACUGGCGACGCAGCUCGGCUGUCCGUUCUUCGAGACGUCGGCCGCGCUCCGGCACUUCGUGGACGAUGCCUUCCACGCGCUCGUCCGCGAGAUACGACGGUUGGAAAGACAAAGACAGUCAUCGCUCAUGGGUACUGGUAUAUCGACGAGCGGCGGACGCAGGCGCUGGAGGCGGUUACGCAGCAUCUUCGCUUUGGUCUUCCGACGGAGAAGAAGGCACCACACCUCGCCGUAACACGCAAACACAAUUGUAAUUGUCAACACAACUGUAAGACCUUUACGUCAUUACGUCACUAACGCCUAAACAUGGCGUCAAAUAACAAAAAGCUGUUUUAGCUAUAUUGUGAUCGAAUUUGGCGCCAAAAAUGAAUACCAAUGUGACUUUUGUUACGCGAAUGUUAAAGAGGAUUGAAAUUUACGACAUAGUCAUAUUGAUAAUGUAGUAAUAACAUUUUUUGAGAAUUAAUUGGAGAAUAUUUAUUUAAUUGGCAACACUAUGUCGUCGAUCAAAAGUUAAAAUUCCUGUCCGAACAGUUAAAUAUCGAUUUUAAUUAAAAUAACAAUAAACUGAAUUCCCGUCGAGCUUUUCUGCAUUUAAGAAAUUAAUUGAAUUUAAAAUGUUUCUUCUUCUACCUCAAAAUGAUGCUAUUAUAUGUUACAAACCCAAUAUGUGGGCGACGUUAUUACCCUAUAACAUUACGUUAACCUAAAAAUAUGGAUAAUAUUGCCCGCGGCUUAUGUGCGCAAGUUCUAAAUGAGCUUCUAAUGUGAUAAACUAAGCUUAUCUUGUUUGUUUCAAAAUGCUCAAAUGGAGUGGAAUAUUGAUUAUUUAAGGUACACUUGCAUGCUGCAAGCUAACUGAAGCAAGGAAUUUGUUAACAUUGCUUUAUAUCAUUCAAGAGAAAUUGAUAUAUUACUCAUACAUCCUGUUGAGCAAUGAUCUUGAUUAUUCUUAUCUUUCUAUUAUUUUGAUGUUAAAUCUUUCCAGUGUUUAUUUAUGAAUUUUAAAUGUAAAGACGUUUUUGAUAGUUGUUUAGAGCUAAAAUCGUUUCACUUUAGAAUUAGACGAGGCCUAGGUACGGUUUCACACAAAGAAAUCGAAACAAUGUGCCACUGAGUCGAGAGUUAAUUAGGAAAGCAUUUUCUUUAGGAGACAUAUCUUUUAGCUUAUAUAAGAUCUGUAAACCUGUGUAAUUUUUAUAAGCGUUAAUGGUGAUUCAAAUAGCCUUCCUUUCCUACACAAUAUGGAAAUGAGGUUAAAUUUCAAUAAGUCACUCGACUUUAAGAGAGCCAUUUACCGAUUGUAAAAAUGACACUUACCUAAAGAUCCAGGCUUAUACAAUUUCGACGUUUUUACUCCAAUUUCGAUUGCUCCACCGUUAAAUUUUCCUCGGGUGUUGCCCGAUAGAAGCCAUAUAGUAUUUAUGUUGCCAUAUCUAAUAAUGCUUUACUUCGUGCAUUUAAUUUAACCUUGCCAUAAAAUUUCUAUACAUUGGUCCUCUUACUAAAUUUGUUUUAAAUAUAUUGGAUACUAGUUAUUACUUUAGAACCCCUUUUACUGUAGUUAAUAUGAGAAUAUUUAGGCCUAAAAUGUUUCUAUUUAUAUUGUUUGUGGCAUACGGCCUUAAGUAACUUCUCGUGAUGACGACUCACACGCCUUGAAAUGUUUUCAAAUUAUUAUUUUAAUUUAAAAUAAUCUGUUUUCACAUUUGAAUAUUGAGUCUUAAAUUUUUCCAAUAUUAGAAAAAGUUUUAUCGUGACGAAUAUGGUACUUAAUAAUUGUUCCAAUAAAAUAAUAUCCAUGUAAUUUAUCACAUGAUUUUAAAUAAAGUUAUUUACAGUGUAUACAUAUACAGUUUACUGCAUACUUGUAUACAAGAGUAAUUUAUAUUUGUAUAUAAUUUUGGGCACCAGUACCUAAUAGUUUAGACCAUGUUAUGUCUUCCGAGUAACGGAAUCAGUGAAAGCAAUAAGUAAGUGUAGAAGUUGUUUUACAAUACUAUUUGUUUGAACCAUUGACUAGUAGAUGUUUUAUUUAGGAGUUUUAAUGUUUAGCUUGUAUUACAUAGGUAUGUAGGUAGGUCGCGUCUGAGAGCUGGCCGGAUGGCUGUAGGGAACCAUUUGAGGUCUGAAUAAAACGAGGCACAGUUACUAGACAGUAGCGUUAAGAGUUCGAAUAGUCUAGUCUAGAUUUUAGAUUCAAGGAUUUUAAGACCCUUUUACCACAAUUUUUAGCAUAAAGAAAUAAUAUUGUGAGAACAUUUUGGCAGUUUUCAGACAGGCCUAUAGUCAAUAGUAAUAUAAAUCAUAGGGGACCUUGUAGGUAAAAAUAAAUUCCAAACGUAUUAUACAAACGCCAUAAUCGUGUAUAUUUUAACAACCAAAGCACCAUUUAUAUUGAAUAUUGAAAUUUUGGUAUUUUUAUUUGACCUCGGAGUACAAUUAAGUAAUCUAAGUGAGAUGUAUCGAGCUCUUCGUUUAAUCUGUGUAACAGAAACAGCAAUAAGUAUAUAAAGUAAAUUUAUAUAUAUUUAACUUUAGUGUGUAACGUGAUUGGUGUAUGUAUUUUUGAAGUACCCUUAGUGUCGUGGGAAGACUUGUGGAUUUGUAUAAUGUUAGGUCGAUACGCACAAAUAUUAGUGUAGUCGUGACGUGUGCCCGUGUGAGUGGCGCCGCGCCGGGCGAAACGUUUGACAAUACAACUAGAAUAUAUGAUAUGUAAGGUUAAAGAGAGAUUCCUAAUUACAAGCAAUAUUAAACGCCUAACGGUAACUUAUUGUGAUGUGAGUGUUAGCCUGUCAUUUAAACUUAUAAUCAUAUUUUAAUUAUACGGUUUUAUCACCAGCUUUUUCAAUGUAGUUUGGAUGUUUUUAUUAUAAUGAUUUGUGUUGUCAAAUGCUUCGUCUUGGUACAAUAUUCAGUGUAUGGCGGGUGACGCGAAGCCGCGUCUAACCCUCUGUGCGAUGAAACGGUGUCAAAGUAUGGUAUUCAUUGAUUAAUGUCGCGAUAAAGUUGGGGUUUCGAAUUAAUUAUCACGGUCUAAAUAGUUCCAUGUCCAUAAACUGUGGAUAAAAAUAUGAAGUUUAUCUAAGUAUAGUCGAUUUGAGACCCCACCCUAAGCGUAAAGCAUUGCCAUUUGCCGUGCAAAGCCUACAUCUUAACCAGGGAUUAUAUAAUCUAAUUAAGCCCUUAACUACUUUAAAAUAAAGUACAAUUUAAUUUGUAUGGCAUGUAAAUUAUGUUUGUCAUCAAGUGAUUGUGUUAUUGUAUUCAGUAGUAAGGUAUCUGUAGGUUCUAACUCUAGUCACUAUUGUUUUGUAUAGCUGUUAAUAGAUGUUCAUCUUACUGAUAAUAUGGGGCUCGCUGGUAAAAUAGGAGCUUAUUAAUUGUAAGGUUUACUUAGCGUGUCUUGUCCUAGUAUUGUGAACGCAUUGUAGUGUAAAGUUGUUCUAGUAUUCACUAUGCAUGUGAUUUUUUUUAUUUCAGUGUUCUUUCUAAGCUUUCCGAAGUUAAAUCUGGAUGUAUUAUGUGAAUUAUGCAAUUUUCUCGUCAUUUAUGACAUAUGAAACAUGUUUGUGACGAUUUCAUCAAAUUAUUUAAAUGUAAUGUCAUGGAAAAAAAAACAAAAGUUUCUCUGAUUAUAACCUUUUUUCUGUUAAUGCUUGCAAUUUCAUAUCGAGAUGGUUCCUAGCAUUAGUUUUACCUAAAGUCUUCUUAUUUUACCAGUCGGCCAGCACAAUAUUAUUAAAUAAUAUUGUAGUAUUAGCGUUAUCGGAACAAACCUCGUUGUUCACUAUUUAUCACUUUGCCACGAGUACUAAUAAUCUUAUUGUCUGUAACGGAGUAAAAUGUUUAGGACAGUUUACAGUUCAUUGCGCAAUUUGUAUGAUGUCGUUGUUCACAAAUCUAAACGGCCAUACAAGCCCAGACAUGUAUACUUGACAAUAAAUAAGGAACGUCGAAUUGAAAAGAAAGUAUAAAUAUAUGUUUAAUCAAAUUAUCAUACAAAAAUACCUCUUACCUCUCUUUUUAAUCUAGAGAGAGUUCACUUUCGUUGUUUUCCGCAACUAGAAACAGGCAGAACUGGAUUUAAUGUUACAAAAAUUAAAGUAUUUUUUGUUUAUUGUCAAGUAUCUAUUUUAAAAUCUAAGUACUUUUCAAAAUUGAGUAUUCCGUGCUAUCCUAUUACCGGCCUAAGUUAAAUGUUGUAUGUAUUUAUCGGUAUAUAGCUGUUUAUUUAAUUCUAUAAAAAAUGUAAGCUCGUCUAUUUAGCUUGCUAUUGUCACCGUUAGUACAAUCGGUCUAAACUUUUAAUAUCUUUUUCAGUAUGUCUGAUUUUAGUUUCCAGAACAUUCUUCACAUGUCAGUAGUAAGUUUCUUUUAAUUGAAAAUAGAUAAACAAGAAUUAUCCUUGGAGCCGCUAACUUAAUUUGACAUGAGUAUUGUCAUGGGUGCUUACUAAUUAUGACCUUAAGUCGUUCAAGACUGCUUCAUUUAUUAUUAAAUGAUGCAACGGUUUACUCGUAUUUAUCGGAAGUGCCCAAAAAGUGUCGGGCCAAAGCUUCGGAUACGACGCGGCGAGGUCGCGAGUCGAACUGACUCAGUCUCACGAUAGUUGCUUCAUUUAUGGAAGAGAGCUGGCAUACUACAGGGCGUUUCGCUGCAAAUCUUAUUGCUAGACUGGUCAUAGGGCCCUUGUAGACAAAAAAACAGUACAUGUAAAAUUAAGGUAGCAGGCUAUAAUAAGUGUUUCAGGAACAAGCAAUAUAAUGUUUUACAAACGCCGCACUUCUUAGAGUACUAGUUGUUCAGAGUAGUCAGUAUAUAUUUAAAAUUGACGCUUAUAACGUAUUUACAUUUUAAUGUUUAAUUAAUAUAUUCCAUAGAUUAGAUGGUUAUUAAGAGAGUAUAUUAUUAUCCUACAGUAGGUGAUUUGAACAAUAAUUAUUGAAAAAAAAUAUUUCGUGUUAUGUACAAAAUUUUUAUAUGUUGAAAAUUGUUGUCAUAUUUUUGUUUGGUUGAUGUAGGUUCCGUUGUGGUUGUAAAUAACUAGGCAACACUCACGAUAUGAUAGUAAAGAAUUAAUUUAUAUACACAAAACACCGCACUAAAAUCACAAAUAUACAACAGAAUGAUUAAAGUCAGUGCAAUCUAAUCAGC
Trichoplusia ni (cabbage looper) is the source of this 6066-nucleotide messenger RNA. It is a transcript of the gene Ric, whose product is annotated as GTP-binding protein Rit2. Bases 473 to 1141 code for a protein of 222 amino acids. The transcript has 5 exons. Gene Ontology annotation, cellular component: plasma membrane. Lineage: Eukaryota; Metazoa; Arthropoda; Insecta; Lepidoptera; Noctuidae. Gene Ontology annotation, molecular function: GTPase activity; GTP binding; GDP binding. Gene Ontology annotation, biological process: Ras protein signal transduction. The record is from RefSeq and is a predicted model, not a curated record.